AUGAGCGUGGAAGGCACAGAAUUUGUAAACUUUUACCCCUGCAGCACCUCCUCUGACCUGGACUCCAAGCCCUUUUGUUACAAGCCACUAUUUGUACAUCACUUUUUCCCCUCUGGAUUUAGGUUUGGGAAUUAUAAACAUUUAAAUAUUCAGCUGUUUUACACAAUCGAGUCCUUGUACACUUAUUUGGCCGUGUCUGGGGAGUUUAAGGAAAGCACACCGGAAAGGGACAUUCCCUGCCACUUACUGGAGCUAGAAAAAGCGUUAUUUGUUAACCUUCCAUUUCCAGAUGGCUUCCUCACUAGAACGCAGUUUAUAAAAAAGUUGGAUUGCCGCAGCGAAUUAAAAUUCGCUAGUACUCCUGUGUAUGAAUCUAGGCUGGAGGAUGGUAGGCAGUUUAAGCUCUAUUCGGUGAAGCCGGGGAAUAAAAAGAUUCCAAUUGACUUUGAUACGGAAAGCCUGGAAAAAUCUACGAGGUUUAUUGUAUCCGGGAGGACUUUCACAUUGGGGGAGCAGGAGGAAUUUCAGUCAAUUGGAAAUAACUCGCCUUUACAUGUCCACCGCAGGAUGGAGUGGCACUGCCAUUGGUUUAUUGAAUCCAUGUCCAAUAUAAAGUACGACGAGUCUUGGGAGAUAUUUUUCCCUGUAAUAUGUCCCUUUAAAUCAACAAGCUCCCCCAAUACAGAGCGCUCGCCGAAUCACUCGGUAGUUUUCGACCCCAAAGCUAUAACUGGGAGGGAUACAUACCACCUGAUUGGCCUGGCGACCUGCUAUCACUUUUUCACUAUAGACCGCACCCGCCUGAGGAUCUCACAAUUUUUUAUUUUCCCACAGUGGCAGAGGAACGGCUUGGGGAUUGAAAUAUUAGAGGCUAUAUACACUAGGGCGAUUGAGGACGAUGGGAUCAGGGAGAUUACUGUGGAAGACCCGUCCCCUUCAUUUGCCACUAUUAGAGACAUCGUGGGUCUGCAGUUGUGUUUGAAAAGGGGGGUGAUAACGCAUGGCCAUUUAAGUCCAGACGGAAAUGGACCGGGGACGGUGACUGUGCAGGAGAUAUCGCGGGUUUGCAAAGAGAACAAGACGCAGGCCGCGAGAUUAUUGGAAAUACUUUUAUUGGCAUCUGUCAAAGCUGGCGAUUGCGACAAUGAUUGUACAUUGGAGGCUUAUAGUGUCGUUAGGCUGAGGGCUAAGAAGCGUAUGAAGGUGGAGAAUGAAGAAUUGUUGGCUUCAGUUCAAAAUUACAAGGAGCUGUUGGCGGAGAUGUGGGAGGAGAGAUUCCAUGAGUACGUGAGGAGUAUCAACAAGGUUAGGAAGUUGUGCGGCGUUGCACUAGAUAAUUGA
Babesia microti strain RI is the source of this 1341-nucleotide messenger RNA. Its product is annotated as histone acetyltransferase 1. Bases 1 to 1341 code for a protein of 446 amino acids. Gene Ontology annotation, biological process: subtelomeric heterochromatin formation. Lineage: Eukaryota; Apicomplexa; Aconoidasida; Piroplasmida; Babesiidae. The record is from RefSeq and is a predicted model, not a curated record. Gene Ontology annotation, molecular function: histone H4 acetyltransferase activity. The transcript has 5 exons. Gene Ontology annotation, cellular component: nucleus.